CCCCGACGCCACCACCUCCUCACGCUCCGCCGCAGUUUCCUCCGCCGCUGCCGGGGCUGCGGAGCUGAGGGAGCGCUCCCCACCCCGCCGGCUCUCGCCUCCGGGGCUCCCUUCCGCCCUCGGUGGUCUGCCGGGCGUCUCCUCGUCCCGUUCCUCGGGCCCGGUCGGGGCCGCGAGCCGCCUCAGGACAGCGGGGACGGGGCUCGGGGGCCGCGGCCUGCGCUCCCUGCGGGCGGUUGAGGGCCGAGGAGGCCCUCCCUUCUGACGAGGGAAGGGAGGGUCGGGAGCCCCCGCCCUGCGGAGCCUGGGGCGGGCGCCGGCGAGGGCCGGGGCGGCCGGAGGGGCGGUUGUCUGGGGGAGGGGGUGCGGGGUGAUUCAGCGCCCGGCGAGGCGGAAGCGGCCGGGGCAGCAGCAGCAGCAGCAGGAGGAAGGCGAGAGGCCAGUCCGCGCCUGGGCGCCCGGGGUGGCACGAGCCCGCGGCCCGAGUGCGAGGCGGAGGCGCGGAGGAGGCCGCGGGGACGGGAGGCGAAGCCGGCCGGGCCCCCGUAGCCAUGGAGAACGCGCACACAAAGACGGUGGAGGAGGUGCUGGGCCACUUCGGAGUGAACGAGAGCACGGGGCUGAGCCUGGAGCAGGUCAAGAAGCUCAAGGAGAGAUGGGGCUCCAACGAGUUACCGGCUGAAGAAGGAAAAACCUUGCUGGAACUUGUGAUUGAACAGUUCGAAGAUCUGCUAGUUAGAAUUUUACUGUUGGCUGCCUGUAUAUCUUUCGUGUUGGCAUGGUUUGAAGAAGGUGAAGAAACGAUCACGGCCUUUGUAGAGCCCUUUGUCAUUCUGCUGAUUUUAGUGGCCAAUGCCAUCGUGGGCGUGUGGCAGGAAAGGAAUGCUGAAAAUGCCAUCGAAGCCCUGAAGGAGUAUGAGCCCGAGAUGGGCAAGGUGUACCGGCAGGACCGGAAGAGCGUGCAGCGGAUCAAAGCCAAAGACAUCGUCCCUGGCGACAUCGUGGAGAUCGCAGUUGGUGACAAAGUUCCUGCCGACAUAAGGUUAACUUCUAUCAAGUCUACCACGCUCAGAGUUGACCAGUCGAUCCUCACAGGUGAAUCUGUGUCCGUCAUCAAGCACACGGACCCUGUCCCCGACCCCCGGGCUGUCAACCAGGACAAGAAGAACAUGCUUUUCUCUGGCACCAACAUUGCCGCUGGGAAAGCCAUGGGAGUCGUGGUGGCAACUGGCGUUAACACUGAGAUUGGCAAGAUUCGGGAUGAGAUGGUGGCCACAGAGCAGGAGAGGACGCCUCUGCAGCAGAAGCUCGAUGAAUUUGGGGAGCAGCUUUCCAAAGUCAUCUCCCUCAUUUGCAUUGCAGUCUGGAUCAUAAACAUCGGGCACUUCAACGACCCGGUGCAUGGAGGCUCCUGGAUCAGAGGUGCCAUCUACUACUUUAAAAUCGCAGUAGCCCUGGCCGUGGCAGCUAUUCCCGAAGGUCUGCCUGCUGUCAUCACCACCUGCCUGGCGCUCGGAACACGCAGAAUGGCCAAGAAGAACGCCAUCGUCCGGAGCCUGCCCUCCGUGGAGACCCUGGGUUGUACCUCUGUGAUCUGCUCUGACAAGACGGGCACGCUCACCACGAACCAGAUGUCCGUCUGCAGGAUGUUCAUCCUGGACAAAGUAGAUGGUGACACUUGUUCCCUUAAUGAGUUUACCAUCACUGGAUCCACGUAUGCGCCUGUCGGAGAAGUGCAUAAAGAUGAUAAACCAGUGAAGUGCCAUCAGUAUGAUGGCCUCGUGGAACUGGCUACCAUCUGUGCUCUGUGUAAUGACUCUGCCUUGGAUUACAAUGAGGCCAAAGGCGUCUACGAGAAAGUUGGAGAAGCCACCGAGACCGCCCUCACCUGCCUGGUGGAGAAGAUGAACGUGUUUGACACCGAGCUGAAGGGUCUUUCCAAGAUCGAGCGCGCGAACGCCUGCAACUCGGUCAUUAAGCAGCUGAUGAAAAAGGAAUUUACACUAGAAUUUUCACGUGAUAGAAAAUCCAUGUCUGUUUACUGCACACCAAACAAACCAAGCCGAACAACCAUGAGCAAGAUGUUUGUAAAGGGCGCUCCUGAGGGUGUCAUCGACAGGUGCACCCACAUUCGGGUUGGAAGUACCAAGGUCCCUAUGACACCUGGAGUCAAGCAGAAGAUCAUGUCUGUCAUUCGGGAAUGGGGAAGUGGCAGUGACACCCUGCGGUGCCUGGCCCUGGCCACUCACGACAACCCCCUGAAGAGAGAGGAGAUGCACCUCGAAGACUCUGCCAACUUCAUUAAAUACGAGACCAACCUGACCUUCGUCGGCUGCGUGGGCAUGCUGGACCCUCCGCGGAUCGAGGUGGCCUCCUCCGUGAAGCUGUGCCGGCAAGCGGGCAUCCGGGUCAUCAUGAUCACGGGGGACAACAAGGGCACGGCCGUAGCCAUCUGCCGCCGCAUUGGCAUCUUUGGGCAGGACGAGGACGUGACGUCCAAGGCGUUCACAGGCCGGGAGUUCGAUGAGCUGAGCCCCUCGGCCCAGCGAGACGCUUGCCUGAACGCCCGCUGCUUUGCUCGGGUGGAGCCUUCCCACAAGUCCAAGAUCGUGGAGUUUCUUCAGUCCUUUGAUGAGAUCACAGCCAUGACUGGCGAUGGUGUGAAUGAUGCCCCUGCUCUGAAGAAAGCCGAGAUUGGCAUCGCCAUGGGCUCCGGCACUGCAGUGGCGAAGACCGCGUCCGAGAUGGUUCUGGCUGACGACAACUUCUCCACCAUCGUGGCCGCCGUGGAGGAGGGCCGGGCCAUCUACAACAACAUGAAGCAGUUCAUCCGCUACCUCAUCUCGUCCAACGUGGGCGAGGUUGUCUGCAUUUUCCUGACCGCGGCCCUUGGCUUUCCGGAGGCGUUAAUUCCCGUUCAGCUGCUUUGGGUGAACCUGGUGACAGACGGGCUGCCGGCCACCGCCUUGGGCUUCAACCCCCCAGAUCUGGACAUCAUGAACAAACCACCACGGAGCCCCAAGGAGCCGCUCAUCAGUGGCUGGCUCUUCUUCCGUUACCUGGCUAUUGGCUGUUAUGUUGGCGCUGCGACCGUGGGUGCUGCUGCCUGGUGGUUCAUCGCUGCUGACGGCGGUCCGAGAGUGUCCUUCUAUCAGCUGAGUCACUUUCUGCAGUGUAAAGAGGACAACCCAGACUUUGAGGGCGUGGAUUGUGCCAUCUUUGAAUCCCCGUACCCCAUGACCAUGGCGCUGUCUGUUCUAGUGACCAUAGAGAUGUGCAAUGCCCUGAACAGCUUGUCGGAAAACCAGUCCUUGCUGAGGAUGCCCCCCUGGGAGAACAUCUGGCUCGUGGGCUCCAUCUGCCUGUCCAUGUCGCUCCACUUCCUCAUCCUCUACGUGGAGCCCUUGCCUCUCAUCUUCCAGAUCACACCGCUGAACGUGACGCAGUGGCUGAUGGUGCUCAAGAUCUCCUUACCUGUGAUCCUCAUGGACGAGACUCUCAAGUUCGUGGCCCGCAACUACCUGGAGCCCGGUAAAGAGUGUGUGCGGCCCGCCCCCCCGCCCUGCACGCUCUGGGCGUGCACCGAGGGCGUCUCGUGGCCCUUCGUGCUGCUCAUAACGCCCCUGGUCAUCUGGGUCUACAGCACCGACACUAACUUCAGUGAGCUGCUCUGGUCUUGACUGACAGCUGCCCUAAAGACGACGUGUAACUUAAUCCAUUAAUUUUUUUUUAUUGUUUAAAGCAACUGUCUGUUUCUGCUGAAUUUUCACAUGAACAUACUGGCUGGUGAAAGAGGGUUCCUACUCUAGAUUUUGUUUUGCUUUUUCCGACUCCAGUGGGGCAAAAUUUGCUUUUUUUAUACACAUAAUUAAAGUGUCCAUUGACAUGUACAGAGAACUAACACUAUUUUAUGCAAAUAUUUUUUUGUAGAUGAAAAGCAUGUACAGUGUUCUGUUUAAUACUCAUCCUUGUACAAAAAAUGAAAAAUAGUUGAGCCAGCAGACAUUGUCAGCAAAUUAAUUGGCAGCAGAUUUUAGGAAACGAAUGUGUGCGGUUUUUUUCUAAAACUCAAUAGCAUGUAUUGUGUCUUUUGCAUGAUUAUCUGGAUUUAAUUUGAUAUCACAGUCUAAUUUUUAUUCAUAAGCCAAUUUUUCUGCACUGAGCAGAGUCCUGCUACCUCAGUCAGUGUUUCUUGGUUUGCCACCCCUCCCCUGCCCUCCCCGCUCCCCGCCCGCUCAGCUCCGCCCGCAGGGUUGGGGGCGCUGUUGGCAUCCGCGUCACGAGAGGUAGGCCUGUGCUCGCCUGUGCAGAAAACAUUGUUCCAGGCUCAAUCGACUGGGUUCUGUCCCUUCGCAUAGUUUUUAAGGUUAUUUAUUGAAACGUCUAAUGUAUUUUAUUGUAACAGACAUUGUUUUGCCAACAUUGCCUAUUUCAGUGGCAUUUCACAAUCUAGUUUAAAAAGAAAAAUAAAACGUUUUAAAUGGACAGA
This is a messenger RNA of Ochotona curzoniae (black-lipped pika), 4489 nucleotides long. It is a transcript of the gene ATP2A2, whose product is annotated as ATPase sarcoplasmic/endoplasmic reticulum Ca2+ transporting 2. The record is from RefSeq and is a predicted model, not a curated record. The coding region runs from base 552 to 3680 and encodes 1042 amino acids. Gene Ontology annotation, molecular function: P-type calcium transporter activity involved in regulation of cardiac muscle cell membrane potential; ATP hydrolysis activity; ATP binding. NCBI's taxonomy places the organism in Eukaryota, Metazoa, Chordata, Mammalia, Lagomorpha, Ochotonidae. Gene Ontology annotation, biological process: intracellular calcium ion homeostasis; regulation of cardiac muscle contraction by calcium ion signaling; calcium ion transmembrane transport. The transcript is spliced from 20 exons. Gene Ontology annotation, cellular component: membrane.